Messenger RNA from Penicillium lagena, 1263 nucleotides. Its product is annotated as queuosine 5'-phosphate N-glycosylase/hydrolase. The record is from RefSeq and is a predicted model, not a curated record. The coding region runs from base 1 to 1263 and encodes 420 amino acids. Lineage: Eukaryota; Fungi; Ascomycota; Eurotiomycetes; Eurotiales; Aspergillaceae. The transcript has 4 exons.
AUGCCCGCAGCAGAUCCCUACGUUGACUCAGGGUCGGACGACGACGCCGAUCCAGAACUGCUGGAACUGUUGCGCAAAUCCCUCGGACUGGGCAGCGAGCCUUCCAAGGGCCAACCAGCAGAGACAAAAGUGCUCGAGGGCGCACAAUACGUCUUCGACGAGGCCAUUGACGUGGCCCUGAGUCCCCAGCAGACCAAAGAGGCCGCCGAGACAAUAUGGCGGCUGGUGCAGAAGAAAGAGUACUCGACGCAGACCUGGUCGGAGCAUGAAUUGCACCCGAAGACCAAGGAUGAGAGUACGGUGGAUUUUAUUUUCACUAUGGAUCUGUUGAAUUUUAGCUUUUGGUCCGAGGAGCCUGAUGAAGCGAAGCGAUUUGCUAUUGACUAUCGUGGGAAGCGAUGGACGGGGUAUUGGAGUUUGGUGGCGGCGUUGCAGAGAGCACUUGAAGAGGACAUCCCAAUCACCGAUCCGGACUUUUGGGUGGAUGAAGCCGAAUGCACCGAGGAAGUGCUAAAGCAUGUAUUCCGAUCCGCCACAGACGAAGAGAUCCCUCUAUUCCAGGAGCGCGUACAGUGUCUGCGUGAAGCUGGAGAGGUCCUCAGUACAGAGUUCGGAGGCAGUUUCGCCAAUUGCAUCGACAGCGCCAACUACUCCGCCGCAGGGCUGGUCAACCUGCUCGCUGAAAACUUUGCCUGUUUCCGAGACGAGAUCGUCUUCCACGGCCGACGGGUACGGUUCUACAAGCGAGCUCAAAUCCUCGUAGCGGAUUUGUGGGCUUGCUUCAAUGGCGAGGACUUUGGAGAGUUCCAUGACAUUGACAAGAUUACUAUGUUUGCAGACUACCGCAUCCCCCAGAUGUUGCACCAGCUGGGCUGUCUGCGUUUCUCUCCCCCUCUGGAGAGUCACAUCCGAUCUCGAAAGCCGCUUCCCCCCGGCUCCACCUGGGAGGUUGAGUUGCGAGGCGCGAGUAUCUGGUGUGUGGAGUUGAUCAAACGCGAAAUCGAGAAACGACACCCGGAAGCCAAGAUGAAUGGGAACAGCAAGCCCGCGCAGCAAGACGAACCGCACUCUGCAACGAAGAACCCUGAAAAUAACCACACCGAGAACUCCGAAGGACAACCAGAAAACGCCGAAACGCCAAAAAAGACCUAUGGGAUCAACGCUAUCCUCAUUGACUUCUUCUUGUACGAUACGAUGAAAAACCUGGAGGCCGAACACAACGAAACCAUUCCUCACCACCGCACUCGAAGUAUUUGGUACUAA